Molecule: messenger RNA, 3815 nt
Organism: Brachypodium distachyon (stiff brome)
Lineage: Eukaryota; Viridiplantae; Streptophyta; Magnoliopsida; Poales; Poaceae
Product: putative disease resistance protein RGA3
Exons: 2
Coding region: 62-3421 (1119 amino acids)
Biological process (GO): defense response to other organism
Molecular function (GO): ADP binding
Source: RefSeq, a predicted model, not a curated record
UGUUACGCCAAAUCGUCUUCGUUUCCUCCUCCGACGCGUUGAGCAGGAGAAGGAAGCGACCAUGCUCGCGACCGCGAUGCUGCCGGCCGCCGUUCGCUCGGUCGACGGCCUCCUCGCGGACGGCGCGCCCGGAGCCGCAGAGGAGCUGCGGCGGCUCCGGCGGAAGCUCGACGACGCGGCGGGCCUCGCGCCCGACGCCGAGGCGAGGGAGGGACGCGACGCCAGCUCCAGGGCUUGGCUGCGGGAGCUCCGGGAUGCCCUGUACGAGCUUGGCGACGCCGACGCAGACUUUCGCCGCGCGGCCCCCUCAGGGCGGCGGCUGGAGUCCCGGAGAUCGUUUCGCCACUGGUUUAUGUUGCCACCAACUGUCAACGGGAUCCGGGACAAAACUUUGAGGACCAGUAUCACCAGCCUGAAUAAGAUAUUUGAUGCAAUUUUGAACAAGGGCUCAGAGCUUGGGCUUCUAUCAGGCAACCAGGAAAUCCUGAAUGGAAGAUCUGAAUUCACUGCAGAAGUGGUAUUGAAUGAUGAUACAGUUGGUGACAUUGAAAACAAAAAGAAUAGAUUGAUUGACAUACUGACAGACAGGCAAAGUGCUAAUAUUGUUGUCAGCAUCCUUGGGGACAGUGGAAUGGGCAAAACUAAAUUGGCAUGGGAAAUGCAUAAUGAUCACCGCACAAGAAAUGCUUUUAGCAUGAUCGCAUGGGUUAGUGUUUUCAAUGAUUUUGAUGGUAUUGGCCUACUGUCUGCAAUUGUUAGUGCCGCCGGUGGAAAUCCCAGAGGAGCAACAGACAGAAUGCAACUUGAGGCAAUCUUGGCUGCUAUGCUAAAGGGAAAGAGAUUCUUACUGGUGCUUGACGGCUUAUACGGUCAUCAUGUUUUUGAGAACUCCCUUGAUGCUCAUUGGCAUGUUUUCGGUCACGGAAGCCGAAUUUUGAUCACCACUCAGGAUGGGAGUGUCGCAACAAAAAUGAAGUCUGCUUAUGCUUACAUCUACCAAAUGAAAGAAUUAGCAUUUCAGGAUUGUUGGUCCUUACUUUGCCGUAAUGCGUGUCAUGAUCAGAGCCUUCAUGGCAACACUUUAAGGAAUACUGGAAUAAUGAUUAUCCAAAAGUGUAACAGGAUUCCAAUGGCUAUUAAGAUUAUAGCCGCUGUCCUAAGAACAAAGGAGCAGAACAAAGAGGCCUGGCAGCAAGUGUAUGAAAGCAAAGGGUGGUCUUUCAGGGACCUUCAUGAUUCUGUUGAUGGCUUAACUGGGGCCAUCUAUGUGGGCUACCAUGAUUUACCAUCACAUCUGAAGCAAUGUCUAAUUUAUUUAUCACUGUUCCCUGAAGGAUCUGUUAUGAGGCAGCAGUUUGUUUGUCAACUGUGGGUUUCAGAGGGUUUCAUUGAGGAACAAGAUAACUGCAACCCCGAAAGGAUUGCAGAGGAGUAUUACAUGGAGUUGGUAUCAAGAAAUCUUCUGAAGCCUGAAAUUGGGAACCAUGACAUGACAAGAUGCACAAUGCAUGAAAAAAUCAGAUCAUUUUUGCAGUUCUUUGCAGAAGAUAAAGUUUUCUCUGGGGACCUGAAGCCUAGUGUCAAUGGAACUUCCAGUGAAGGGCUGCGACAAGUGUGGAUUAGAAGCAACAAACCAACUACAACCUUGGAUGAAAUAGUAGCUGUGGCCAGCUUGAAGACAGUUAUUCUCUACAAGAACCCAGUGGGCAAUCAUGGCUUAGACAAGCUCUUUAAGGGGCUCAAAUAUUUGCAAGUGUUGGACCUUGGUGGUACUGAAAUUAAGUACAUUCCAACGUCACUAAAAUUUCUACUUCACCUCAGGCUCCUUAAUCUUUCCCUAACCCGGAUUACUGAGCUUCCAGAGUCCAUUGAGUGUCUCAGAAAUUUACAGUUCUUGGGUCUCCGGUACUGCAAUUGUCUGCACACUCUUCCAAAAGGGAUUGGCAAGCUGCAGAGUUUGCGAAGUCUCGACCUUCGAGGAACUAACUUACAUCAAGUUCUACCAUGUUUGGAAAAUCUUAAGCUGCUCUCCACACUACAUGGUUUUAUAGUAAACUGUACACCCAACCGUGAUGAUGAUCCUAGUGGGUGGCCUUUGGAAGACCUGGGUUCUCUAAAUGCAUUGAGGAGUCUGCAGAUACUGAGGAUGGAAAGAGUAACAGAUUGUUUGAGGAUGCAAAAAGCCAUGCUGGAUAAGAAGUCGCACCUUAAGGAGCUUGAACUACGUUGUAGCACUGAUGAUAGACAGGCCGAAGUACGAGAGGAUGAUGCUAGAACAAUAAAAGACACAUUUGAUUGCUUUUGUCCUCCGCAAUGUUUAAAAUCUCUCAAAAUGGUGAGCUACUACGCAAAACUUUGCCCUGAUUGGUUGCCUAAUCUCUCAAACCUCCAGCGGCUUGUUAUUUCUGAUUGUAAAUUCUGUGAGCGUCUGCCAGACCUGGGCCAGCUAACUGAACUAAAGUUCCUCACUAUAACUGGUUUUUCCAAGUUACUUACAAUUGAGCAAGAUCGAACAACUGGCAAUCAGGCAUUUCCUAAGCUAGAGCAGUUGCACCUUAAAGACAUGCAGAAUCUUGAAUCAUGGGUAGGAUUUUUAUCUAGUGAUAUGCCAUCCCUUGUGAAAGUUCGUCUGGACAGGUGUCCCAAGUUGAGGUACCUCCCAUCUGGCAUCAAGUACUCCAAAGUCCUGUCAAGCAUGCAUAUACACUAUGCUGACAGUCUGGAAGUCGUUGAGGACUUGCCUGUGCUCAAAGAAUUGGUUCUCCAAGCCUGCAACGAACUUACGGAAAUCUCAAAUCUUGUAUUACUUGAAGCCCUAAUAGUCAUCAGUUGCUCUAGAUUAAAGGAUGUCAAUGAAGUCCACUAUCUGAGGCAUGCCCGCAUCGAAGAUAGAGAACUAAGAAGAUUACCAGAAUGGUUGAGAAGUUGUGCCUCGGUGUUGCAAACUUUCACUGUAGUUGGUUCAGCAGAGCUACUUGAAAGACUACUUCCCAAUGGUCAAGACUGGGGAAUCAUCCGUGACAUCAAUAAAGUUUACGCAAACUUACCUGAUGAAUCUCCAUUCUUCACUUACACAAAGGACACUGCGGAUUUCCAUGUUGAUCAAAGAAUCAUAGAACAUAGCAAGCCACCUGUUUCAAUAGCAGUUGGAAAUGUGCAUGAAGCCCUGACCAUUUCACUUGGUAAUUCUGCUGACAUGGUGGGUCGAAUUGGUGUGCCUGUAGUACCUGUCAACCAAACAUCCACGUUCAAGAGGAUUAUUCGACGGUACCUUGUUCCCUACCUUGUGGUGGUUAUGUUUGUUAUGCAGGUGGUUUCCUAUUCGCUCCAGAAUAAGACGACUAGAGAGAUUUGGCUUAUCCAGACCCUAAUCACCUUCUUUGCAACAGUCCUCUUGCUGUUUCUUGUAUUUCUCGACUGAUGGUUGUCUUGUCAAAAUUAGGACAAAGUGAAAGAGAACAGGGGAAAUGAAGUCAUGAAUAUCUUGAAAAUAUUUAAGACAGAAACUGGUGAACGAUGCUCUGCUGUUGCUACAUAAUGCUGCAUAGGGUACAACUGGAGGCAUUCUUCUGUAAUUUGGUGUGCUACAUUAUGUGUGCGUAGGGAAAGGAACCGUUGAAAUAUCUUAUCUGGGAAAUACAUUUUCUGGACAAGCAGCUAUUCAGUUAGAUUGGACUUAGAUCCGUCCUACUUCCUGUAAAUAUGUGUAAUGUAUAUUCACUUGAGUGAUGCAGAUUAGCUGGUCAUGAAAUGUAUCUGAACUUGUGCAAUUUUAAUUAAAGGGCAUCAAUUUUCUUUGUGCCUUCUUUACUGGA